AUGACACAAAUAAAGGAAUCCAACCAAGAAACAACAAGCACUAAUAAUGAUAUUGCAACUUCUGUAUCUAAACAUAAUGCAAAGUUACCCAUUUGGGUACUAACACCACAAGAAGAGAUCCAAGCUCGAAAAAAUUUGAAGAAAUUUACUUAUGAAAAAUGUAAUGAUUAUGUCAAAGCAAUGGCAGAUUGUGCAAAGCUCAAUGGUGUUAAAGUUUUCCCAACUUGCAAUUCUGAGAAAGAAAAAAUGAAAGAAUGUCUAUUAUUUUAUCAAUUGGAUAAAAAAUAUUUAGAUGAACAAAGAGAUUUAGUAAUAUUAAAUAAGAUUGAAAAAAGAUUACAACAAAAUAAGCAAUCUUCUGGAUGA
Messenger RNA from Arxiozyma heterogenica, 366 nucleotides. RefSeq names its product Cmc1p (gene CMC1). The record is from RefSeq and is a predicted model, not a curated record. Lineage: Eukaryota; Fungi; Ascomycota; Saccharomycetes; Saccharomycetales; Saccharomycetaceae. The coding region runs from base 1 to 366 and encodes 121 amino acids. The transcript has a single exon.